Messenger RNA from Artibeus jamaicensis (Jamaican fruit-eating bat), 1824 nucleotides. RefSeq names its product methylthioadenosine phosphorylase (gene MTAP). Gene Ontology annotation, biological process: nucleoside metabolic process. Gene Ontology annotation, molecular function: S-methyl-5-thioadenosine phosphorylase activity. The transcript is spliced from 8 exons. The coding region runs from base 116 to 967 and encodes 283 amino acids. The record is from RefSeq and is a predicted model, not a curated record. Gene Ontology annotation, cellular component: cytosol. Lineage: Eukaryota; Metazoa; Chordata; Mammalia; Chiroptera; Phyllostomidae.
GCUGCUCCCGGAUGCGCACUGCUCAGUUCUGCAGAGCCAGCUCUAUCCCGCUCUGUUACUUCGUUUAGCGCGCAAGCCCCGCGUGCCCACCCUGCGGCCUCUCCCUGGCACAGAAAUGGCCUCAGGUGCCACCCCUACAGCUGUGAAGAUUGGAAUAAUUGGUGGAACAGGCCUGGAUGAUCCAGAAAUCUUAGAAGGAAGAACUGAGAAAUAUGUGGAUACUCCGUUUGGCAAGCCUUCUGAUGCCUUAAUUUUGGGGAAGAUAAAGAAUGUUGAUUGCGUCCUCCUUGCAAGGCACGGCAGGCAGCACACCAUCAUGCCUUCCAACGUCAACUACCAGGCCAACGUGUGGGCUCUGAAGGAGGAGGGCUGCACCCACGUCCUGGUGACCACCGCCUGCGGCUCCUUGAGGGAGGAGAUUCAGCCGGGCGAUAUUGUUAUCAUCGAUCAGUUCAUCGACAGGACCACCAGAAGGCCUCAGACCUUCUACGAUGGGAGUCAUUCCUGUGCCAGAGGAGUGUGCCACAUAUCGGCGGCUGAGCCAUUCUGCCCCAAAACGAGAGAGGUCCUCACGGAGUCUGCGAAGAAGCUAGGACUGCGGUGCCAUCCGAAGGGGACUAUGAUUACAAUCGAAGGACCUCGAUUCAGUUCCCGGGCAGAAAGUUCCAUGUUUCGAACCUGGGGGGCGGAUGUUAUUAACAUGACCACGGUUCCAGAGGUGGUUCUUGCUAAGGAGGCUGGGCUUUGCUAUGCCAGUAUCGCCAUGGCAACAGAUUAUGAUUGCUGGAAGGAACACGAGGAAGCGGUUUCAGUGGACCGGGUUUUAAAGACUCUGAAAGAAAAUGCCAAUAAAGCCACAAGUUUACUCCUCACUACCAUACCUCAGAUAGGGUCCAUGGAAUGGUCAGAAACCCUACAUAACCUGAAGAAUAUGGCCCAGUUCUCUGUCUUGUUACCGAGACAUUAAAAUAACCUGGCUGCCCAGAAGGCAAGAAGACUUCGUAAGUCUAGUCAUUUCGGGAAUUCCUGCUUAAUUUGAAAUGUGGAAAGCUUUCAUGCCCAUACCCGCUGAGGAAGAACAUGUGAUAAGACAAGACGAUGCCAACGUGAAAGGUGCCUUCUGAAAGACAUGGGCUGCUUCAAAAAAGAGGGAAAGCAAAUGACCAGGAAACAUGGAAAAAUUCCUACACUUCAGAACAAAGACAAGAAGAGAACUAAUCACCCUUCCCCCAUUAAAUUCAUAACAAGGGUGGGAGGUAACAUGCAGUUUCCCACGUUGCCAAGAAACACGAAGACAAGGGGGCUGUUAGACUUGAUUGGUGUCACUGCAAAUUGGUGCAGUCUUCUGGAGAGCAGUUUGGUAAAAUGUAUCAAAAGGCUUAGAAAUAAGUAUACACUUUGUGCUGGUUUCUCUACUCCUUUUAUCUUUAAAAAAUUAGAAAUGCAUACAAAGACUUAUGUAUAAAGAAGGAUGUUUAAUAUAGUGUCAGUUUUAAUAGCAAAUAUUCAAAACGAUCUUAAUAUCCAAAAAUUGGAGAUGUAUUAUAGUUUAGCCCUAAUUAGAUUGUGAAGCAACCAGCUAAAGAUCAUGUGUUUAUGUAAUAUUUAAUGUCCCAAAGAAUUGGAUGCUCAAUGAAAAAAGGAUGUGUAAGCAUUUCACAGUACCUGGUUUUGUUUUAAAAUUCUACAUAAAUGUGCAAAAAGUCGAAGAAGAUAUAAAAUCUUUCAUUGUAUUUUGGGGGUAUACUGGAUAAUUUAAAUUUUCUUUAUAUUUGUCUGCAUAUUUUUUUCUACAGGAAUAUAAUCAAAUAGUAAAGUUUUUUU